AUGUCCGGCACCGUGACACCAACAGGAUACACUCCUGGUAAUCCAUCCUCGCCCCAAGCAUACGUCGUUUCCCAAUACUCAAGCGAUGAAAUCCGUCUCCCGUUCGAGGGCAACCGACCACCACCCAACACACCCGCCAGCGACUUUAGCAUGUCCCCGCGCCAUUCCGAGUCCGUAUUACAGUUGAAGCGAAGCAGGAAACCGUCGAAUCUCAACCUGGUCCAUUUCGUCGAUCUCAGAGCCGUGACUUAUGAGACGGCUGUGGAUGAGAAUCUCGUCUGCCCGAUCUGUCACUGUCCGCUAGUCGAUCCCGUCGUGACAGAAUGUGACCACAUUUUCUGCCGCUCAUGUAUCGAAGAGUCUGUUAUUCACAGCAAGACUUGUCCUAUUGAUCGGUCGACGCUGGAUCAGGAUGUCAGCUCGUUGAAACGAGCGCCAAAGAUUAUUCUCAACCAGCUCGAUAGCUUGAAAGCGAGAUGUCCAUGCUGUACUCUCUCAUUUGCUCGCUCCAUGCUUGCGAAUCACCUGGAGAAGUAUUGUCCGGAGACCAUUAUGAGAUGUCCUGGCAGGAAUACGGAAAAGGAGUGUCCCGAGAAUGUUAAAAGAAAAUACGCCAGUAGAGGGUGUCUUCACUAUGAAACCGACUGCCCUGACUGUCUGGAAUCUCUACUCGAGGUAGAGAUGGAAGAGCAUCGUGAAGAGCUGUGUAAGGAAAGGUUCAAGCAGUGUGAGCAUUGCGGGCUCGAAAUUCUACGAUGCAGGGUAUCCGAGCACGAUAAGGAAUGUUCUGAUGUCAUAGCACCUUGUCGCUGGGCUGCAUAUGGCUGUCAACACGAGGCGAAACGGAAAGAUCUUCAUCUGCAUACAGAUGAAUGUAGUCUAAAGACGGUCGGACCCAUGACAGACAUGCUUCGGAGGGAAAUUGGCGAACUCAGAUCCGAAGUUCGUACUCUCACAGAAGCCAACCAGAGACAAGAACGCCGCAUCAGAUUCAUGGAAAGCGGCACUUCUCGAGACUUCAGCCAACCUCUCUACGCAACAGACCUAUCCAGUCCAUCAUCACUACCCAAUCUCCCCGAACCAGCCAACACGGAGCCUCUCGACUCCGGUCACCAGUAUCUUCUCUCUCUACUGGAAGCACAAGAGAGUAACCUAAGCCACCUAUCAAGCAGUCUCACCGAAUCAGAAGCAAAGCAGACGACAAUGCUAUUCAACGAGACAAUCCCUAUCAAGAACGAGCUAGCUGAGAUUAGGAGCAUGCAGCAGACUACUAGUAUGCACGUUCGCUGGCUGAUGAGAUUCCGGAUCCAGGAGAAUAGUCGACGAACUGUCGGUGGACCUGGACCGGGACCUGGGUCUAGUGGAGGUGGUUCGUAUGGAGGUGGAGGUUCAGAUGGUGCUGGAUCGAGUGGUGAUUCGCUUCUUCCGAGGAGGUUGAGUGAUACGAUGUCGAGGGAUUUAGUUACGAAGCUCUGA
Molecule: messenger RNA, 1476 nt
Organism: Cadophora gregata
Lineage: Eukaryota; Fungi; Ascomycota; Leotiomycetes; Helotiales; Ploettnerulaceae
Exons: 1
Coding region: 1-1476 (491 amino acids)
Molecular function (GO): zinc ion binding
Source: RefSeq, a predicted model, not a curated record